Molecule: messenger RNA, 2094 nt
Organism: Sipha flava (yellow sugarcane aphid)
Lineage: Eukaryota; Metazoa; Arthropoda; Insecta; Hemiptera; Aphididae
Product: ly6/PLAUR domain-containing protein 6B-like
Exons: 5
Coding region: 390-926 (178 amino acids)
Molecular function (GO): acetylcholine receptor regulator activity
Source: RefSeq, a predicted model, not a curated record
CGUCCGCGUCACGGCGGUCCUGUAGUGCGCGUACAACUGCCCAAAUCUCACUCGUUCGAUCUCUCUCUCUCUCCGCGCGCCACUGCUCGAAAGUUCUCCCGCGUAACAUAAAACAUCGUCCGCACGGCUCGGUCGCCGUUACCGCGUCGUGAUUAUUUCUAUCGGUACACCGUUUACACCUGAUCCCGCGGUCUUCAAUUCGCCACCACCCCUUCACCCGCACGCAAACACCCCCAUCCCCCAUCACCACCCAGGCAAACCGAUCGCGCAUAUUCUUACGCUGUUUCGACCCGUCGUCCGUCAAUCGCCUCGCAGUCGUCGUCCGACCGGAAACAUCGACGGCUCCACAAAAAUCAACGAAACAGUAAUGUUCGGGGUCAUACAGAGGUAUGCCUCAUGGUUGCCCGUGGAUGGUGCCACUGUUUAGAUGGGCCUUACUGUCUGGUUGCAUGGCCAGACCGUUGAGUUCCGGUACCGGAAUGUCCGACAUUGUAACACAAAACAUGACAGAAGAAAACUUAACUUGCUACACUUGCGUAAACGUGUCGGACAAUUUGACGUGCAACCAAUACGCCAUCGAUAGACCGUGUGCUCGAGACCUAGACUACUGCCAGACGUUACAUAUUAUGGAUUCGACUGGAUCCAGCGUCAUAGUGAACAAAAAGUGUGCCAAUCGAACAGAAUGCCAUCCGUCUACAGUCGGAUGUCUGAGCAUUGACAGACAGACAGUGUGCGUGUCUUGCUGCGACGAUAUGUACUGCAAUAUGACGGUGCCGACAAACCAGACGAAUGCGGUGGUGACGAUCACGCGGAAAAAUCACAUGAGCCCCACCAAAGGGCCGAAGGCGAAAUCGGCAGCCGACUCACCGACGGUCGCCACGCGCGCGCUCCUGUUCCUGCUGUCAUCCAUCGUUCUGUGGUGUUAGACGUGGCCCAGCCGCAAUUGCUGCGCUCUCAUACGCAGGGCUUACAGUGGACGCGUGGGAGGGGGGCACUCGAUCGGGGCUACCCAGACCCGCCCGGCCAUGCCUUUCCGGCACCACUUGGAAAACGUUUCCCAUCGACGUUUCUCGCGAAAACUCGCUCGACUGCCGUCGUUCGAAAUAACGGUACGUAAAGGGAUGCACCCCCUUCCGAUGCCCCGCCAUUUUAAGCCCUGUUUAUGCGACGAAACAUAUAAUUUUAUAAAUCCUAGUACUGUUAUAUGAAUACCUACUUUCGAUAAUAACAUAGUGUUACAAUACCACGUAUGCAGUUUACAAUUAGUAGUUAUGUAAGUGUUUAGUUUCAGCACGGGCGUAGGAUGCAACACGCACACGGUCCAACGAUAACAUUAAAAUACGUGUAUUAAUAGCAACUGUGCGACCGAUGUACGACUGUUUUUUGUUUAAUAUGACGUUUAAUUAUUAUUAUUAUGGAAAAUCGCUAUGCGGCUGUAUGUGUGUGCGGUUGAACAGUCGAAAAAUUGAUUGAAACGAGUAUGUUAUUGAAAAAAAUAAAUAAUAUAUAUAUUUAUAUAUUACUACAAAUUUAUAAAACUAUAUGUAUAAUAUUUACUAUGUUAUAAAAUACACAUGUAGAUGGGCAGAACGAGUAACUGCGAUGUUAGAGGUGGAUUUUACUUUAUUUUUUUUUCAAACUCACAAUUCGGUAAUUAAUACAUUUUCUCUUCCCGUCGUGUCUAAAGGCGACAAUGCAAAUUACAUCGCGUCGACAAAUCAAAAUCCGACCGGGUAAUAAUAAUUGUUGUAAAAAAUAACGGACGAACGAAAACUAUGCGUCGAAAGCGUAGGUAUAAAACAGGUGAAAUGUCUUCUGAGAAAGGUCUUAAAUAUUUGAAUACCUCAAUAAUCGAUAACUUUGAUAUGUUACAUUACCAUAAAGAUUCGGUAUGCGGAAUAAAUUAAGAUAAGAUUCUUUGUAAAGUUUUUUGAGAAAAAAUAUCCACCCCGUACUAUUCGCUUUUUCUCAUUUUUCCCAGUAACCUAUAUAUUUAUACUCAAUACAAACAUAAAAGUUUAUCGAUUUUUGUUCCCUUAUGUUUAAAAAUAUUAUGUUUUUAAAUUUAACUAAAUUUUGUUUUUGUUUUCUAAU